Messenger RNA from Protomyces lactucae-debilis, 450 nucleotides. RefSeq lists its product as uncharacterized. The coding region runs from base 34 to 297 and encodes 87 amino acids. The transcript has a single exon. Lineage: Eukaryota; Fungi; Ascomycota; Taphrinomycetes; Taphrinales; Protomycetaceae. The record is from RefSeq and is a predicted model, not a curated record.
GCUCCAGAACGACGAUUUUAUAUGUAGCUGACCAUGUUAUGCAGAUCGAGGGAUUAUGUGGAUUGGUAUACUCGGUGGAUAGGAUUGCUUCCAAUCCAAUCGUUGCACAUGACCGAGGGAUGCCAAUGUAAAGUUCGAAUGGAAGUGCUCUCUAUAUGUAUAGCUAUAGUGCAGGCAACAGUCAUCAUCAGCGUCUGCUAUUUGUAUUCCGUCUAUCGCUGGCUCUUCUGGAGCGUCUGGAUCGUCUGGAAGCGGUGUUCCGGCUUGCUCAAGUAUUUCACCAGCGUAACCAGGUAAUCAGCUACGAGUCAUCCACGAGUCACACGUGCGUACCAGUCUUCACCAGCAAUGUUCACGUAGGGUCGCUGACCUCAAAUCGAGCUUACAUUGGCCUACUGUAGAGAAAAGACAAUCAAAGAAGAGUCUCAACCCAUCAGUUUUAUUUGCGAC